Molecule: messenger RNA, 12406 nt
Organism: Acanthisitta chloris (rifleman)
Lineage: Eukaryota; Metazoa; Chordata; Aves; Passeriformes; Acanthisittidae
Product: hemicentin-2-like
Biological process (GO): homophilic cell-cell adhesion; axon guidance; dendrite self-avoidance
Cellular component (GO): plasma membrane; axon
Molecular function (GO): cell-cell adhesion mediator activity; calcium ion binding
Source: RefSeq, a predicted model, not a curated record
UCUUGCUGAGACACCCCCGAGCACAGGUUGGGCCACUCUUGCCUUUGUGUUCGAUGUCACUGGCUCCAUGUACGACGACCUGGUGCAGGUGAUGGACGGAGCCUCACGCAUCCUGGAGAGGACACUCAGCAGGAGCACCAAGCCCAUCAGCAACUACGCACUGGUCCCGUUCCAUGACCCAGAGGUGGGACCUGCCACCCUCACCGCAGACCCUCAGCUCUUCCAGCAGCGCCUGCGGGAGCUCCAUGUCCAGGGCGGAGGGGACUGCCCGGAGAUGAGCGUGGGAGCCAUCAGACUGGCUGUGGAGAUCUCUCACCCUGGCUCCUUCGUCUACGUCUUCUCGGAUGCUCGGGCCAAGGACUACGAGCAGCAGGAGGAGCUGCUGAGGCUGCUGCAGCACAAGCAGACCCAGGUGGUGUUUGUGCUGACGGGGGACUGCGGGGACAGGAGCCACCCUGGGUACCGAGUGUACGAGCGCAUCGCUGCCACCAGCUCUGGGCAGAUCUUCCACCUGGACAAGCAGCAGGUGACAGAGGUGCUGAAGUGGGUGGAAGAGGCCAUCCAGGCUUCCAAGGUCCACCUGCUGUCCACAGACCAUGAGGAUGGUGGGGAGCACACGUGGCCAGUCUCCUUUGACCCCAGCCUGAAGGAGGUCACCAUCUCCCUGAGUGGCCCUGCUCCAGGGAUCAAGGUUCAGGAUCCAGCAGGAAAGGUCCUGGAGAAAGGUCGAGGUCUGAAGGAACUGCUCAGCAUCCCCAACUCAGCCUUGGUGGUGGCCAUGGAGCCCUAUGAGCCAGGGACGUGGCUGGUCACGACCCGGAGCAGUGGUCGCCACUCUGUGAGGAUCACAGGCAUCAGCAACGUUAAUUUUCAAGCCACCUUCUCCACCCAGCCAGAAUUUGAUGCCAGCUGGCCUGGAGAGCAACCAGUGCAGGGUCUGCCCAUCUCCGUGGUGGUGAACUGCACUGGUCUGAGGCUGCCUGGGCGCUUGCAGGAGAUUGAGCUAUUCAACACCUCUGGCCAUGUCCUGCUCUCACUGCCUGUGCGGCCCCUCUCCAACUCCUCCUUGGGGCAGCUCUGGGUGGGCUCACCACUCCAUGUCCCCACAGGUGACUUUCUGCUGAAGGUGAAGGGUGAAGAUGCCCAGGGCCACCCCCUGCACCGCCUCUCUGGGGUCACCUACACCAGUGUGGUUCCUGGUCCACCCAAAAUGAACAUCUCCAACAAGAUCCAGGCUUACAACCGUGAACCACAGCUGAUCUCUUGCUCUGCACGGAGUGAGGUCCCUUUCCACCUGCAGCUUAGCCGUGGCAGGAUGAUGCUUGGGGAAGAGCAGCUCUUCAGGAAUUUGGGAAACAUCACCUGGUUGAUCCCUGUGGUGUCCAAGAGUGACGAAGGGUUUUAUGAGUGCACAGCCACGAGCAAGAUUGGAGUGACACGGGCUCAUGCCUAUGUCUCUGUCUCAGAGCCACCACCACGGCUCAUAGUCCCAGGCAACAUCACAGCCUCACCAGGCCAAGACGUGGUCAUGUCCUGCCUGGUUCUGGGGGAUGUGCCCUACAACCUGACAUGGAGCUGGGAUGGAAAAGCAGUACAGCCAGGGAAUGGCAGGGCCCAGGUGCUGCAGAACCACUCUCUGGAGAUCAGCUGCGUGCGGCCGGAGGACGGGGGCCAGUACGAGUGCAUGGCACGUAGUGCCCACGGCACUGCCAGGGCAUCACUCUGGCUCUUCAUCCAGGAGGCGCCGUGGGUGAAGGUGGACCCCAGCCCCCAGCGCUUCAGCAGGGGACAGGAGCUGCAGCUGAACUGCACUGCUGGGGGCCACCCCCCACCCCACACCACUUGGAAACGCUGGGGCUGGGCACUGGAGCAGGAUGAGAGGGUUUUCAGGGAUGCUGGAGGUGCCCUGCACAUCAGGGCUGCGGUCCCAGAGGAUGCAGGGAAUUACAGCUGCUAUGCUGACAGUGCACUGGGCUGGGACGAGCAAGUCAUCACCUUGGAGUUCUCUGAGCCUCCUGCCAUCCUGGCAGUGACACCCAGCCUGAAGGCACUGGUGGGAGAAGAUGUGACCCUGGAGUGCUGGGUUUCAGGGGCACCCCCACCCCACAUCGUGUGGUACAAAGGUGAGCAGGCGAUAGCAACAUUCCCACUCGGCACCCAGCGUGCUGUGCUGCGGCUGCAGGACGUGCGGGAGGAGGACGCAGGGCAGUACCUCUGUGAGGCUCUCAGCAAGGCUGGCAUUGCCUUGGACAGCACCGUGUUGGACAUAGGGUCUCCUCCUCACUUUCCUGAGCCCCUGGGUGAUGUGGAGGUCAAGGCUGGGGAGAGUGUGAGCCUGCUGUGCCACGUCCAGGGCUCUCCCCUGCCACGGGUCACCUGGUCCCGGCAGGAUGGGAAGCCCAUGGCAGGCUGGCAGGGACCACAGGGUGUUUCCAGCCAUCUGGAGGUUGCUGAGCUCCUCAUUGACAGUGUCUCACUGGAUGACCAAGCUGUCUAUAUCUGUGAAGCCCAGAAUGAAUUUGGGAAAAUUCAAGCGGAGGUCAAGCUCACAGUCACCGGACACGCAGCCCCAGAAAUAGCUCUUGCAUCCCCUGUGGUCCGUGUGCUCCCAGGCCAGCCCGUGUCGCUGCCCUGUGUGAUCCUGGCUGGAACACCAUUCCCAUCUCGCCACUGGCUGAAGGAUGGGCAGAUGGUAGCCCCAGGUGGACGCUACUCCAUCCGGGCUGACGGGAGCCUGCACGUGGAUGAGGCAUCACAGGGAGAUGCAGGGAGAUACACCUGUGAGGUGACCAAUGCCCUUGGCUCACACAGGCAGGACGUGUCCCUGGUCAUCCAUGUUCCUCCCAGCAUUGAACUUGGCCCUGUCCUUGUCACUGCCACCGAGGGAGAAGCUGUCACCCUGAGGUGCAAUGCCAGUGGUGUGCCCUCCCCUACUGUCACCUGGGCAAAGGGCACAGAGCCCAUUUUGCUGAGCCCACACUACCACCUUGACCCCGAUGGGACCCUCCUGAUCCCUUCAUCCUCCCCCGAGGACGCUGGGACCUACUUCUGCACAGCUACCAAUGCAGCAGGUUUCUCCAGCCGGGAGAUGCAGCUCUCCAUCAGCACAAAGCCCAGGAUCAGUGUGAAUGGAUCACAGGCAUCAGACCCUGUAACCAUCUGGGCUGUGCUUGGGCAGGAGACCACUCUGCCCUGCGAGGUUGAAGGUUAUCCCCCUCCCUUGGUGGUGUGGAGCAGGGAGUCCCAGCCACUGCCUCUUGUCACCACAAGCUACAGCAUCCUCCCUUCGGGGUCCCUCUGGCUGGCAGAGCCCCAGGUGACAGACAGUGGCCUCUACACCUGCACAGCCACGAACACCGCAGGGAACACCUCACUCAGCUACAGCCUGCACGUCCAAGUUCCCCCCCAGGUGCAGAUUGGUGAUGGGGAAAGCCACCUGACAGCUGUCACCAACACCUCCCUGAGGAUUCACUGUCACGUCAUGGGCAUCCCCUCACCUCAGAUCCAGUGGCUGAAGGAUGGACACCCCCUGGCUGAGCGGGACGGUGCGGUGAUGUCUGAGGAUGGUGGGACACUGCUGAUCACCCGUGUGGGGCUUGGUCAUGAAGGGCUCUACAUCUGCCAGGGCAGCAACUGGGCAGGCGUGGCCCAGGCAGAGGUGCAGGUUUCAGUGCAUGUGCCUCCCAGCAUUGAACCCAGCAUGGUGGACCUGGUCAUCCUGGAGAACAGCACAGCCUUCCUGGAAUGCCUGGCCUCAGGGCUGCCUGCUCCUGACAUCACCUGGUUCAAGGGGCAUGAGCAGCUCUCAGGCAGACUGGGACAGACCCUGUCCAGGGAUGGGAAGCUCCUGGAGAUCCAGCAUGCCCAGCUCUCUGAUGCUGGCAGGUACCGCUGCGUGGCCUCCAACGUGGCUGGUGUGACUGAGCUCUGGUACAGCCUGCAGGUCACUGUGCCCCCCCAGAUCACAGUUGGCCCCAGUCCUCUCAGAGUGGUGGUGAAUGAACCAGUGACACUGGAGUGUGAUGCCAGAGGGACCCCAGCUCCAGUGCUGCUGUGGCUGAAGGAUGGCAAUCCAGUGCCCAGUGAAACAGCAGGUGCACAGGUCCUGUCUGGUGGGCAUGUGCUGUCCCUGCCCACCGCUCGCCUCGAGGACUCAGGGACGUACACGUGUGUAGCCAGCAGUGCCAUGGGGGAGGACAGACACGAGGCCACCCUCGAGGUGUGGUUGCCAACCAUCACCCUGGCUGAGGAGGAGAACAUCUCUGUGGUUGUCAACCAGCCAGUGUCCCUGGAGUGUCCCACCCCUGGGGUCUCCCCACAGGGAUUUCGCUGGCUGAAGGAUGGGAGUUUACUCACACCAAAGCCAGAUGUGCAGCUGUCUGUGGAGGGGACUGUGCUCCAGAUCAGGCAAGCCACUGUGCAGGAUGCAGGCAGAUACACCUGCCAGGUGCCUGGAUACCUGGAGAGGCACUACAACCUCGACGUGUGGGUGCCUCCAUCCUUCUCCUCGGCAGAGCCUGCCACUGUGUCCGUGCUGGAGGGGCAGUCUGUCAGCCUGGACUGCGAGUGCCAUGGGAUCCCCUUCCCCACCCUGAGCUGGUGGAAGGAUGCACUGCCGAGGGCCCAAGGCAGCAGCAACACCCUGAGGAAGGUUUCUGUCAUUGAGGGUGGAGAGACAGUUCUGGAGUGUGAGGCCAUGGAGAUGCCACCACCCUCAGUGAUGUGGGUGAAGGAUGGGCAGCCUGUGGCCAGUGGGGAUGGGCUCCUGCUUACUGAGCAGGGGAGGAGGUUGCACAUCCCCAGGGCAGAGGUUGCCCAUGCAGGACGCUACAUUUGCCUGGUGGCCAACGCAGAGGGGCAGGAGCAGAGGGAGUUUGAUGUUGUGGUGCAUGUUCCUCCUGAGUUCGUUCAAGGAUCAGGAUUGACAAACAAUGUCAGUGUGUCUCUGCAAGGAUCCCUGAUGCUGACCUGUGAGGCCACUGGCAUUCCCCAGCCCACAGUCACCUGGUUCUGGAAUGGCUCUCCUGUCGCCCCCAGCGAGCACAUGCAUGUGCUUUCAGGGGGCUGGCUGCUGAGGCUCACCCAUGCACAGACCCAGGAUGGUGGUUACUAUUCCUGCCUGGCCAGCAACAUAGCUGGAGAGGCCAGGAAGAAUUUCUACGUGGAGGUCCUAGUUCCUCCCCACAUCGAGAAUGCAAGUGAACAAGAGACCAGCAAAGUGCCUGAGGGUCACCCUGUCACCUGGUCCUGCCUGGCUGCAGGCAACCCACAACCUAAGAUCACCUGGCUGAAAGACAACCACUCUCUGCCCAGUGGAGACAACUUCUCCAUCUCUCCUGAUGGCUCCAUGCUCCACAUCUCCCGAGCGUCCCUGUCGGAUGCUGGCCACUACUCCUGUGUGGCCUCCAGCUCUGUGGCAAAUCAAACGAAGCACUACCUGCUAGAUGUUUUGGCCAGUCCUACCUUUGUUGGAGAUGCCCAUGAUGCUCCUGCAGAAGAAGUCACAGUGAUCAUCAACAACCCUAUCUCGCUGGUCUGUGAGGCUUUGCCAUACCCAUCACUCAACAUCACCUGGUUCAAGGAUGAGGUUCCUCUCAGAGCAUCUAGAAAUGUCCUCCUGCUCCCUGGUGGCCACGGGCUGCAGAUUCUGAAUGCCCAGGAAGAGGAUGCAGGCACAUACAGCUGCGUUGUGGCCGAUGAAGCUGGGGAGGCUGUGAAGAACUAUGCUGUGAAGGUCCUGGUUCCUCCAUGGAUUGCCAGAGAUGACCCUUUGGGGGAAUUUGCUGUGAAAGAGGUGAAAGCCAGGGUCAACAGCACAGUGAUGCUGGAGUGUGAGACCUGGGCUGUGCCUGAGCCAACCAUCCGCUGGUACAAGGACAAGCAGCUCCUGGAAAGCACUGGACACCUUCAGAUCCUCAGUGAGGGUCAGGUCCUUCAGAUCAACCCAGCCAGUGUCUCAGAUUCGGGGCACUACACCUGUGUGGCCACCAAUACCGUGGGCGAAGAUGACAGGGACUUCAUCGUGCAUGUCCAAGUGCCCCCCCUCUUCCAGCAGCAGACAAGCCCCAAAGAAGCCCUUGAGAUCUUCUACCGGGAGGAAGACCAGGAUGGAGAGGUGACAGAGCACCGGCAGGCUGUCCUCGGCCAGCCCACCUCACUCUACUGCGACACCAGUGCCAUCCCACCCCCCCAGCUCACCUGGUACAAGGAUGGGGAGCCCCUCUCCCCUGGCCCAGGGGUGCUGAUACUGCUAGGGGGCCGAGUGCUGCAGCUGCCGGCGGUGCGGGAGGAGGACGCAGGCAGGUACACCUGCGAGGCAGCCAACGCUGCGGGACAGGAUCGCCUGCACUACGAGCUGGAGGUGCUGACUGCCCCAGCCAUCCAUGGUGGCACAGAGGACGUGGCUGAGGAGGUGACGACCACCGUCAAUGGCACCAUCCGCUUCAAGUGUGAAGUUACUGGGCACCCCAUGCCCACAGUGUCCUGGCUCUGGAAUGAUCUCCCCAUUGUGGUCAGUCCACGGCACCAGCUCCUGGAAGGUGGCACAGUCCUGCAGGUGGAGGCAGUGGAGGCAGGAGACACUGGCAGGUACACAUGCAUGGCCGAGAACCCAGCCGGGUCAGCUGAGAAGCACUUUGCCCUCACUGUGCAGGAAGCUCCCUGGAUGGUGGGCACAAACCCCGAAACCAUCGAAGGCAUCGUCAACGGUAGCGUCUCAUUGGUGUGCGACAUCCGAUCCCACCCGACCACAGAGAUCUCCUGGUACAAGGAUGGACAUGUCCUGCAGCUCGGUGAGGAGGUGACUGUCACCCCAGGCUCACGGGUGCUGCAGCUCCUUCACCUCCAGCUUUCUAGCUCAGGCACAUACACAUGUGUGGCACUGAAUGUGGCUGGCCAGGACGAGAAGCGCUUCAUCCUCACUGUCCAUGAACCCCCAGGCGUCCCAGACCCACAGCAGGAGACACUCGAAGCUGACAUGGGGACAUCCCUCAUCCUGACCUGCCAAGUCACCAGCAUGGCCAUGCCAGCUGUCACCUGGCUGAAGGAUGGGAGCCCUCUGGAGACUAGCCCUGAGCAGGGCCUGGUGUCUGGGGGGAGCCAACUCCAGCUCAGCCCCCUCCAGCCCUUCCACCAGGGCCAAUACACCUGCCUGGCACGGGGCCCAGGGGGUGAGACACGCAAGGACUUCAAGGUGCUGGUGCGAGUUGCCCCCCAGAUCACCAGUGCAGGAGUCCCCAGUGAGCACAGCAUGCUGGAGGGCAGCAGGGUGAGGCUGGAGUGCCAGGCAGAAGGACAGCCCACACCCCAGAUCUCCUGGCUGAAAGAUGGGCAGCCCCUGGGGCUGCAGCCCUCUUCACAUACCCGGAUGUCCUUGGAUGGCAGCUCUCUGCUCCUCGAGGGGGUCCAAGCUGCUGAUUCUGGGGCAUACACCUGCCUGGCCCGAAACAGCGUGGGGGAGGACACGCUGCUGUACACACUGAGGGGCUCCCACCUGUGGGGCAUCCCUCCUGCCAUUGAGAGAGGUGCUGACGACUCGGAGGUGGUCCUUGGAGUCCAGUCUGCGGUGGUGACACUUGAGUGCUGGGCACGGGGGUCCCCACCACUGCAUGUGAGCUGGAUGAAGGAUGGGCUGCCCCUCCGUCUGUCCCCUCAUGUCACCCUGCUCUCAUCUGGGCACGUCCUCCGGAUCUCCCAGGCACAGGUCUCUGACGCUGGGCGCUACACCUGCAUCAUCUCCAGCCAGGCAGGGGUGGCUGAUCGCAGCUUUGUCCUGCAGAUACAGGUUCCCCCCAUCCUGGAGAACCCCAAGAGCAGUGAGGAGCAGAUGGUGGCUGAGGGGUCUGAUGUCACUUUCACCUGUGAAGCCACUGGAUCCCCAGCACCAGCAGUGACUUGGCUGAAGGAUGGAAAGCCCCUGGGGCAGCAGAGUGACCAGGUGUCCAGUGGUCCAAGGCUGAGCCUUGUGGCUGUAGGGCCAGCUGAUUCAGGGGUGUACUCCUGCCUGGUGAAGAAUGAGGUGGGGGAGGCCAGCAAAGCCUUCCACCUCCUGGUGACAGAGCCACCACGUGUCGAGGCUGCAUCCCAUCCCACUGAGAUGUCCAUCACUGUGGGCACCCCACUAAAGCUGACCUGUGUGGUGACGGGUGUCCCUAUGCCUACAGUCACCUGGGAGAAGGAUGGACAGCUGCUGGCAGGGCCCUGGCUCGUGUCAGGGAAUGAGAGCACACUUCACAUCAAGAACACUGAGGUGUCCAAUGCUGGCUUGUACACCUGCCUGGCCACUAGCCCUGCUGGGGAGGACAGCAGGAGCUUCCAUGUCAACAUCCAAGCACCACCGAGCACCAAAAGAGUUGGAGAGAUCCCUAUCAUUACAGCUGUGGCAGGGGGACAGCUCAUCCUGGAGUGCCCAGAGGAUGAUGAGCCACCCCCACACAUCGAGUGGUACCGGGAGGGCACUCUGCUGCAGGAGGAUGGCCACAGGCAGGUCCUGGCAGGAGGGCGCUUCCUGCAGAUCCAGGCAGUGGAGGCAGCAGAUGGAGGGGAGUACAGCUGCAGGACCACCAACGCACUGGGGAACACCAGCCAACGUGUCCAGGUGCAGGUUCACGUGGCUCCAGAGAUCCAGCCUGGCCCCGAGGAGGUGAGGGCACCACUGAACAGCCUGGCUGUGCUGCACUGCCAGGCAGAGGGGUGGCCUGCACCCCGGGUGACGUGGCGGAAGGAUGGACAGAUCCUGCCCCUUCCUGGGAGCAACAGGCUGCAGCUCCUGCCAGGAGGCUCUCUGCAAAUCAACCCUGUCCAGGUCCAGGAUUCAGGCUAUUACCUCUGCAUGGCAUCCAGCCCUGCUGGCUCUGACCGGCGAGGCCUGGAUCUCCAUAUCCUGGUCCCUCCUGCCAUCGCCCCUGGGCCCUCCAACCUCACCCUGCUGGCUCAGCAGCCAGCCACGCUGGGCUGUGAUGCCUGGGGGUUCCCUGAGCCUCUCAUCAGGUGGGAGAAGGGCGGUCGCCCCCUGAACCUGCACCUCCCACCUGGCGCCUACAGCUUGCAGUCCUCGGGGUCACUGCUCAUUGUCAGCCCUGGUGCCCUGGAUCAGGGGAGGUUUGAGUGCAUUGCCACCAACACUGCUGGAGAGGCACGCAAGGUCUUCUUUGUGUCUGUCCACGUGCCCCCCACCAUCGCUGAUGACCUUAUGGAUGUGGUUGUCACCCGACUGUCCCCUGCAGUCCUCACCUGCUAUGCCUCUGGUGUGCCCCCACCCACAGUGUCAUGGACCAAGGAUGGGGCUCAGCUGGGCAGCAGAGGAGGGGGCUACCGCGUCCUGCCCAGAGGAGCCCUGGAGAUCAGGCAGGCACUGCCUGCACACACUGGCCGCUACACCUGCACGGCAAGGAGCACUGCUGGCACGGCCCGAAAGCACCUCUGGCUCACGGUGCACGAGCCUCCUGCCUUGAAGCCCCUGCCUGGCAUGGUGAUGGUGAUGGUCAACACCAGUGCAGUGCUGUCCUGUGAGGCCACAGGCGUCCCCCGGCCGCAGGUCACCUGGCAGAAGGAUGGUGUUGAAGUCACUGGAGGGUCUGGGCUGAAGGUGUUCCCCAAUGGGCAGCUACGUCUGCUCCGAGCAGCCCCAGAGGAUGCAGGCACCUACCUGUGCAUGGCUCGCAACCCCUCGGGCACCGCCGCAGGGAGGACCAGGCUGAUAGUGCAAGUGCCCCCCGUCAUCGCGGCUGGCCCGCUGGAGCUGGUUGUCCUGGAGGGGCUGGAGGUGCUGCUGCCCUGCGUUGCCCGUGGUGUCCCUGAGCCUCGUGUGUCCUGGAGCCGGGAGGGAGCACUGGUGCGGGGUGGUGGUGGGAAGGCCACCAUCCUGCCCUCUGGGGAGCUGCUGCUUCGCGAUGUCCAGGAAGGGGAUGCUGGGAGCUACUCCUGCACGGCAGUGAACUCGGCUGGGAAGGCAGUCCGUCGGCUCUUCCUCUCCAUCCACACCCUGCCGACCUUCAGCCGCCUGCCUGGAGACAUCACCCUGAGCCAGGGCGAGAGGCUGGAGCUGGCAUGUGCUGCCGUGGGCAGCCCCCAGCCCCACAUCUCCUGGGUGGCCAAUGGGCAGCUCACCACUGAUGGUGUAUCAUGGCAGAGUGGCCAGAGCAUCCUGCGACGGGAGGCAGCUACCCUUGCUGACAGUGGGACCUACGUCUGCCAUGCUGAGAACAGCGCUGGUGCCAUCAGGGCUACUGCCUUUGUUUCUGUCAGAGAGGCACCCACCAUACAGGGCGACCCCAGCACCUACCAGGUGGAGCUCCCCGGAGGUGAUGCUCUCCUUGACUGCGAUGCCCAGGGUUAUCCUGUGCCCCUCAUCCGCUGGAGCAAGGAUGGGGUACCAGUUGUGGCCAGUGGGCGCCUGCACCAGCUGCAGAAUGGAUCCCUGGCCAUCCAUGCUGUGGUGGGCACUGACGCAGGGCACUACCGGUGUGUGGCAGAAAAUGAUGCAGGCACAGCAGUGAAAGUUGUCACCCUGGCUCUGCAGAGUGCCCCCGUGGUGAGGGUGACACCAGGAGUGGUGGCAGCACAUGCUGGGCAGCAGGUGCUGCUGCACUGCACCGUGUCAGGAGAGCCCACCCCCUCUGUGGAGUGGCAACGAGAUGGGGAACCACUGCCUGAGGGUCCCCACGCCCGUGUCCUGCCCAAUGCCACCCUGCUUCUGCCUGCUGUUGCCCACCAUGACACUGGCAGCUACUCCUGCCUCGCUCGCAAUGCCCUGGGCUCUGCUGUCGCCCAUGCCUCUCUGGAUGUCCAAGGGGAGCCACACCGGGUGCGGGGCAGCCUGAUCGGUGUCAUCAAUGCCCAUGAGCUUGGUGUCUCCACCCUUGAUGCCAGCGUGAUGGAUGACCCACAGACUGGCACCACCACCAUCCAGAGCAGCAUCAGCAGCAUCCCACCUGCCAUAGGGCCACUGAUGCGGGUGCUGGUCACCAUUAUUGCCCCCAUUUACUGGUCCUUGGCACGCACCCGUGGGGCAGCCCAGAGUGGAUUCCUUCUCACCCAGGGCACCUUCCAGCAUGAGUCACAGCUGGAGUUUGCCACAGGGGAGCUGCUGCGAGUCACCCACCUCUCCCGGGGCGUGGAUGCCACUGGUGCUCUGCAACUGGACAGUGUGAUCAGUGGCUCUGUGCCAGAGAGCAUCGACAAGGCUGCAGUGCAGGACUUCAGUGAGCGCUACGUGCAGACGGGCACAGGGCAGCUCUCCGGGGGCUCGGUGCAGAGUUUCCUGCAGGAUGGGCACAUCACCCGUGCCCACUGCAACCACACCAUCAUGUAUGACCCUGCUGUGAGCCCACAGCCAUCCCGGGUUCAGCACCUUCGAGCCAGCACCAUCACAGCCUCCUACGACCCGGUCACAGAGGAGCUUCGCUUCCAGCUCCAAGCCUCACUCAAUGCAGGGGCUGAUGGAGACCAGUGCCCACUGGGAUUCAUCCUGGACCCUGGGCAGCUGUUCUGCAUUGAUAUAAAUGAGUGCCUGCAGUUUCCCCCACCGUGUGCCUUUGAGUGCCGUAACCUGCGAGGAUCCUACAAAUGCCUGUGCCCGCCCGGCAGGACCCUGCUGCCAGGUGGACAGUGUGGCACAGCAGGGACAGAUGGAGGGAAGACACCCCAGGGCACUCUCCUGCGCUGGCUGGGGCCAAGCAGCCACCCACGGGGACGGUCCUUCUACACCCAACUCGCUCUGCGCCGCGUGGCGAAGGAUGCAGGGAUGGGUUCCCAUGGCCUCUUCUGCCCCAUGGGCUACAUCAAGAGGAAUGGCACCUGCACCGACCUCGAUGAGUGCCAGACUCUGAACCAGUGCCAGCACAAGUGCAGGAACAGCCUGGGGCGCUACCACUGCCUCUGCCCCAGGCUCUGCCCCACUGGCUAUCGGCUGCUGCCCAAUGGAAAAACCUGCCAUGACAUAGAUGAGUGCACAGAGGGCACAAUCCAGUGUGGCUCGAGCCAGAUGUGCUUCAACACCCGCGGAGGUGCCCAGUGUGUGGAUGUACCAUGCCCAGCUGGGUACCGGAGAGGCCCCAGCCCUGGGGUGUGUGUGGGUCACUGCAGCCCGUUCUGUGGCCCAGCUGGGCCCCCCACGCUGCAGUACCAGCUGCUCACCCUGCCCCUUGGCAUCGCUGCCCACCGGGACGUGGUGCACCUCACCCCGGGCACUGCUCUCCGCCACCGCCCUGUCUUCACACUGCAGGAGCAGGACCCUGGCAGCCCCUUCACCCUCCGCACCCAGCAGGGCCGUGGCAUCAUCUCCACCCUGCGCCCGCUGCGGGAUCCUGGCACCCACCGCCUCAAGGUGCAGGCGCUGGUUCCAGGCGGGCAGCGAGCACCCAGCAUCUUCCUCCUCCUCAUCUCUGUCUCUCCCUACCCCUACUGA